AUGAACGCCACCAAGUUGGAGCUAGAAGAUGAACGCCGCAAGGUAGUGUCCCUCGAGUUCCAGCUGGCUAGCGAGCAGAAUAAACUGGAAGAUGCUAAAAAUUCUUACACGGUCGCCAACGAGCGGUUUGAAGAGGCUAUGACCAACAAUGAAGAUCUGCGAGCCCAAUGGGUCAAAAAAAAGAAGGAAUCAGACCUGAAGAUCACUAGGCUGGAGAAGGAGCUGGAAGAUGAUCGUGCGAAGGCAAUGGAGGAGAAGGCGAGGUUGGAGAAGGAGUUGGAGGAAGAAAAAACCAAGGCAUCCUCUGAAAGGACAGUAUACCCCGACCUGUACGUCGCAGCAAUGGAGCAGUUCAAGGGGUCUGCUGACUUCCAGAUGGCGAUCGAUGCUGCGGUCGCCAGCAACUUGGCGAGAGAGGGGGCUGGGGGGGCUGGCCCGUCGGAGCGAUCGCUAGGGGCAGGAGUGAAGAUGAAGUGA
This is a messenger RNA of Camellia sinensis, 477 nucleotides long. The record is from RefSeq and is a predicted model, not a curated record. NCBI's taxonomy places the organism in Eukaryota, Viridiplantae, Streptophyta, Magnoliopsida, Ericales, Theaceae.